Eucalyptus grandis is the source of this 1468-nucleotide messenger RNA. RefSeq names its product ACD11 homolog protein-like. Bases 213 to 851 code for a protein of 212 amino acids. Gene Ontology annotation, biological process: ceramide transport; intermembrane lipid transfer. The transcript has 4 exons. Lineage: Eukaryota; Viridiplantae; Streptophyta; Magnoliopsida; Myrtales; Myrtaceae. The record is from RefSeq and is a predicted model, not a curated record. Gene Ontology annotation, cellular component: membrane; cytoplasm; cytosol. Gene Ontology annotation, molecular function: ceramide 1-phosphate transfer activity; ceramide 1-phosphate binding.
AAAGUCCCCAGAUUCGCCCGCCUCUCUUUUCUCUUUCCCACCCUCACUUUCCAUUUCCACGGAGAAACCGCGACCUCCGAAAAGUCUUGGUCCCCUCUUUAUUCCCUCCGCACUACGAAAUAUCCAAGUUCCAACCUUUAUUCCCUCCCGGCAUCGACCAUCCCGUGUUAUGGGGUGCUCCGGAGAGUAGCCGUCUUCUUCACGAUCACCCCAUGGACGCGACGCAGAGGAGCGACGGCGACCGCGAACCCUCCAAGGAGGACGCCGCGGCGGCGGUGGCGGUGGCGGUGGCGGUGGCGACGCCUCUAUCGGGGAUCGCCGACGCGUUCGAGAAGCUGGCCGGCUCGCUGAGCGGCGACCGCGCGGGGCUCCAGCUGGACGCACUCUGCGACGCCUGCGCUCCCGUCUCGGUCCUCUUCGGUUGCCUCGGGAUCGCCUUCAAGUUCGCCGAGAUGGAGUUCGUCUCCAAGGUGUCUAAUCUAGUGGAGGCAUCAAAAAAAUAUUGCACUUUAGAGAAAAUAAUUGAUGUUGAUGUUGCCAAUCGCACAGUGAAGAAGCAAGGAAGCCACACACGAAAUCUUCGUCGGGUUAGGCUAGGUCUCGACCUCAUCAGAGCUUUAUUUGAGCAAUUUCUGUCUUCUCAGGACAACUCCUUGAAGGCAGCAGCUACCACCGCUUAUUCUCAGGUUUGUGCACCAUAUCACUCGUGGGCAGUCCGGACAGCAGCUUAUGCAGGCAUGUAUGCCCUCCCGUCAAGGGAUCAGCUUCUGCUAAAGCUCAAUGAGAAUGGAUUUCCUUCAACUUGCAUAAAAAGUUCUCGUGCAGCCACAGCUAUCCCAGAGUGCCCAUAAUGGGGGAAAGAGGUUUCGAUGUUUUGCAUUAUGUCAGAGCAAGGAUGACUGCAGUUUCAGUUCAGUGUCAACUUGUUUCACGAGAAUGAGAGAAAGAAACCAAGAUAGGUUUAGAGCAAUCAACAUUUUCCACUACAAGCAGAGAUUUUGGACCCUAAUAGAUUUAGAAAUAUUACUAAAAACGGACUGAUUUGAGGCCUAACUUUCAUGAAUGAGUGAAUGGAUAGUUUGAUGCUUUGAAAUAGUCUAAUCUUUAUCUUGCUGCUGUCAGAAACCUUUCCUGUUCAAUUUUGUUGAAAUACUCAACUCGGGUAGGAGUAACAACCAAGAUGAACGCAUAACGUAUAUCUGUUGGUUCUUUGUAAAGUUUUAGUCGCUUGAGCUUAUCUGUGUCAAAUCCAAACCAAUCCAUGCAUUGUUUUAUCAUUUUCUGGCAAAAUUACGAAUCAUGCUUGUGCGCUUAAGUUCGAAGAGAAUUGCGUAUGUGGUUUGGUGUUUCUGGAGUGUCCUCACAAUUGAGACUUUCUUUAGGAGUACAGAGGACAAACCACGAUCCUGUAAUUAGUAUAUUCUGCAAAACGUGAGUUGGAAUCAAAUAAUCAGAAAAUGCCAGUGAA